UCAACCCAAGUCUUUCUUGCUACUUGGACUUACGCCACGCUGUUCCUCCUGUACAACCCCGCCUCCACCAAGCUCCCGCAACAUUGUCCAUAAUGGCUGAGGUCGGCUUCGCAAAGACCUUCCUGUCGUCGCUCGACCCGCGACCCGUAAAGCUCUCUGCGAAUCAUGUGGAAGACCCCAAGUCCUUCCCCGCUCGGCCACCGUAUAUCCUCCCCCGGAUGCCAAAGCCCAUGAGCAAGCCCUCGAAGCUCGCCCCCGGCCAAGAACGAAGUGUCACGGUGACCCUCAAGUCCCUACGUAACCCGCCCCUCGACAUCAAGCUCACUUCCCAACCCCUCGACACAUCCGUCCUGGACAUCAAGUCCAAGGUGUUGGCCCAGACGAGAAUCCCUGUCGCAAAGAUGAAGCUGCUGCACAACAAGAAGCCGGUACCGGACAGCAAAGUCCUCAAGGAUCUAUUGGGGGACACAGACAUGGCCAUCGACUUUUCGGUCAUGGUGAUUGGGGGAGCGGCGGCCAUCCCGCCAGAGGAGUCUGAGGCGGCACCGACAGCCCCGGCUACUGGACCGGCGGCGUUGGAGACGGAAGAGUUCUGGUCCGAUCUCAAGGGCUUCUUGAUGCAGCGAUUGAAGGACCAGGCGCAGGCGGAGGAGCUGUCGACCCUCUUCAAGUCAAGUUGGCAAUCAAGCCAGGCAAGCCCAUAAUGAUAAACGCAAGCAUCACGAUGAAGAAUACAAUAGACGACACAGG
Messenger RNA from Ilyonectria robusta, 750 nucleotides. Its product is annotated as cell-cycle control medial ring component-domain-containing protein. Lineage: Eukaryota; Fungi; Ascomycota; Sordariomycetes; Hypocreales; Nectriaceae. Gene Ontology annotation, molecular function: protein binding. Bases 93 to 704 code for a protein of 203 amino acids. The record is from RefSeq and is a predicted model, not a curated record. The transcript is spliced from 2 exons. Gene Ontology annotation, biological process: post-translational protein targeting to endoplasmic reticulum membrane.